Molecule: messenger RNA, 3099 nt
Organism: Juglans regia (Persian walnut)
Lineage: Eukaryota; Viridiplantae; Streptophyta; Magnoliopsida; Fagales; Juglandaceae
Product: kinesin-like protein KIN-14U
Exons: 10
Coding region: 884-2806 (640 amino acids)
Biological process (GO): microtubule-based movement
Molecular function (GO): microtubule motor activity; ATP binding; microtubule binding
Source: RefSeq, a predicted model, not a curated record
GUGUUCAAUCAUUGAAAUAAACCCGAACCCACAUGCUUUUUCCUUCUGGGGUUUCCAUAUUUAUUAUUGUUUUUUAAAAUUUGUGCUCAGUUUUUGACUUCUGAUCGUUCUCGGUAAUGAAGUCUAGGGUUUCUUCUUCUUCUUCUCUCCUUCGGUAAUGUAGUCUUGUGCUUCUAGAGGUUCAAUCCUGGGUCAUUUAUAAUCAUACCAACGUAGCUUUGCUCCAGCUUCCAAAUUACCUAUUUUUAGUAUUCGGUUUGUGAUAGUGGCUUUGGUUUUUAAAUUAUUCUCAGUUAAUAUUAACUUGCAGAUUUAUGAAGUUUAUUGAAUUUCUCGAGUUUUUAUAGUUAUUUAUUAAGUUUUUUGGGUAUUUUGAACGUUUGUUCUACUUGAUCUUGAUUUAUAUUCUCGUCAUUCUUGGAAGUGUUUCUGGUUUUCGAUGUUGAAGCUUGUUCGUAUAGAGGUCAGUUAACACAGAUUUUUGUCGGGUCUAAUAACUGAUUUAUGUUAAUGGUAGUUAUGACCUCUUGUCCUUGUCUUUGAAGUGUAAAGAAUUUCUCUCUCUAGCUUGUUGUCUUCGUACGGGUCAGUCGUAUAUAUAUAUUUUUGUUGGGUCAGCUGUCUCUGAUUUUUUUUGUUGUUGUCUAUUUUUGGGACACAACUUAUCUCAAAGUAGCAGUUAUACAUCUUUUCAAUUUCUGGAUUUUGUUGGAAAAAGUAUAUUUAGCUUCAUUCGCAAGGAGGGGGAAAAAAAAAGAGCUUCAUUUUCUGCUUUUGUUGGAGCAUUUUUACAGCCAGAAAGUGUUGCUUCUGUUUCAAAACAUUGCAUUUCCUGGAAAAGGGUCGGUGCUGGUCUUGGUGGAUUGCUUUGUUUGGCUGAGAAAUGUCCAUUCCCGCUGAAAAAGAACAGAUCUCAUUGCCUUUAGAAGAUGCGAGGGAGUCCUUGAAAUCAUCCCCUAUGGGAUCAAACCCAGAUUCCCUUGAUGGGCUCUCACCGGUUUCUGAGUUGCUCAAUUCACCAUCGAUUCCCGCUAUCUAUACCGAUGUCAAUGUCGUUCCUGAGCACGUAAAGAACGAGCUUGAGCAGUCGAUAUUGAAUUUAGAAGAGGAGAUUGCUCAGUUGAGGCUGAAGCGGCGGUCGUUAGAUAAACGGCGGAGAGAAGCAUUGAACAAGAUAUUAGACAUCAAAGGCAGCAUUCGGGUAUUUUGUCGUGUUCGACCAUUCCUAUUGACAGACAAGAGAAGAAUUCAUGGACCCAUUUCGACUGGGUCGGAGAAGAUCGUGGUUCAGUUGGCUGGAAUAAGGAAAGAAUUUGAACUUGAUAAAGUUUUUCUGCAACAAGCAAGCCAAGACGAUGUUUUUGUUGAGGUGGAACCGAUCCUCAAAUCUGCACUUGAUGGGCAUAAUGUCUGCAUUUUCGCCUACGGUCAAACAGGCACAGGGAAGACAUUUACAAUGGACGGGACAAACGAGAAACCAGGAAUUCUUCCUCGAGCUCUGAAAGAGCUCUUCAAUCAAGCCUCUUUGAAUAACUCACAUUCUUUGACAUUUUCAAUGAGUAUGCUGGAGGUGUACAUGGGUAAUCUGAGAGAUUUGCUGGCUCCAAAGUCAUCCUGCAGAGCAUAUGGGGCUUUAACACGAUGCAACCUCAACAUACAAACAGAUUCCAAGGGUUUGGUGGAAAUUGAGGGUCUCACAGAUGUCCCAAUUCCAGAUUUUGCAACGGCCAGAUGGUGGUAUACUAAAGGGAGACGUGUUAGAGCCACUUCUUGGACUAGUGUUAAUGAGGCAUCUAGCAGAUCACACUGCCUUACAAGGAUCAAUGUAUAUCGAUGUGGGGAUGCUUCCGAAGCUAAAGCAGAAGUGAGCAAACUGUGGAUGGUCGAUCUUGGAGGAAGUGAGCGAUUAUUGAAAACAGGUGCCACUGGACUUACACUUGAUGAAGGGCGGGCCAUAAAUCUCUCUCUUUCAGCUUUAGGUGAUGUUAUUGCAGCUUUGAGAAAGAAGAGGAGCUAUGUGCCUUACAGGAAUAGCAAGCUAACUCAAAUCCUCAAGGAUUCCUUAGGUGAUGGCUCAAAGGUUUUAAUGCUUGUGCUUGUAAGCCCAUGUGAAGAAGAUACUGGAGAGACGAUCUGUUCUUUGAGCUUUGCAAAGAGAGCUAGAGGCGUAGAGUCAUAUAGAGAAUUUCCAGAGGAAUUGAAGAAACAGAGAGAAAAAAAGAUCAUGCUUCUUGAAGAAGAAAUGAGAGAAGCUGAAGAAGAAUGUCAGGAAGUUGGGAAUGAAAUACAAAAGGCUGAAAUCCUGUUAAGUGAAAACAAAAGGCUUUUCUCAGCUAAUUAUGGACUUAUUGAAGAUGAAGUGAAGACCCCCAUGAGCACCAAAGAAGAUUUAAAAGAAGCCACGGGAACACCUCGAAAUUCAAAGAAAGUUAUAAAGAGAAAUCUUUCCAAUUCUCAGCCUCGUUUCAUGACAUCUACUGUGGCCAGUCGCCAAAGGCAAGGUGCUGCAGAAAAAGAGAUCGUCGGAAGAGCGAGAAGUUUCAGAUCAGGGGCUAGAAGUUCCAUCCACUUUCCAGCUUCCCAAUCACUUAGUUAUUCAGAUCUGCGUUUCAAGGCAAUUUUACAGAACUCCAAUAGAAAAUCACGAUAUGCUGAGACAAGUACUCUCCUCAGAGAGAGUCCCAAAUGCAAUGGCUUAGAUACAAAACUAGACACCUUGCCACAGAGCAAGAUGGUCACUGCAUCGGAUCCAAACUUUAGAGUUACCCUCUAUCGUCAUAGAAGAAGAAAGUCUGACAUAAUCUAGGUCGUGAAAAAUGACUGAUUGCUGCUCUUCUGGUGAAUUUGUAUAAUGUGUCUGUUGUUGUUUGAGGUUCACAUUCUUUUAUCAGGAAAACGUUAUACUGGGGAAUGUUGUGCCAUUAAAUUUUAAUGUGGUAAUGGGUUGCUUUGCCGAGGCUUACAGAUUUUGGAUCUGUUUUAAGUUGCUUGUUUGCAUAAUCUUUGUUGUCGGGUUGGUUGUAUAGCCUUGUUGGGUCCUGUUAAUGAUUUGUUAACGUGAUUUUUGUAACCCAAGUAGGAUCAGCAACUUUGUUUGAA